AUGAAAGCCGGGGCAUCUCAGGUGACCCCUGAGAAGCGACCGAUGCGCUCCGUCACAGAGCGGCUGGCCCAGCCAGGGGUAGGUCCCGACGCAGAGUUUCCAGGUUUCAACGACGUAUCCUUCCACGGAUCCCCGCAGAUUCCCACUCCGAACAUUGAUGACCCUUGCCUGAAGGGUGGAGGAGGGCUGGCCUCCAGGUAUGAGACCCACAUGGUUGGGAAGUGGCACAUCGGACAGAACCAGCUCGCCGCUUUGCCGACCUCCCGAUACCUCUGGGGUGCCGAGGAUUACUGGACCCACAUGACAGGGGGUGCCUAUGACCUCCUCGAUGGCACGCGCAGUGCCUUCGAGUACAACGGCACGCACUCGUGUUGUUUGGAGGUUCAGCCGUGGAAAGAAACAGCAUGGCUUGUGGGAAUGCCUCUGCUGGAGCACAUGCGACCAGGAAAGUGGUUCAACUCCUCCGGGACUCCCGCUCCGACAAGUGACGUGGCUGCUCCCCAGCCUUUCUUCAUCUACCUUGCCUUCCAGAACGUGCACUGGCGCUUCGACGGCAAGACCGGGAACAACUCGGUGCGGCAGUCGGUGUGCGCCCUGGCGUCAGCCUUGGACGAUGCUGUCGGAGAGGUGAUCCACACGCUGAAAGAGCAGGGCCUCUAUGAGGACACGUUGAUCAUCUUCGCCUCGGACAACGGCGGCCCCACCAACGGCGACGAAGGCAGCUGGUCGAGCAACUACCCACUGAGAGGUGGCAAGAACUCGCUGUGGGAGGGCGGCACUCGCGUGGCGGCGGCGAUCCGCGGGCCAGGAAUUGCUCCUGAGCUCGUCGGCACGGUGAGCUACCACAAGGUGCACGCUGCCGACUGGCUGCCCACCUUGGUGAGGAUAGCGGCCGACGACAGUACCUGGCUAGAGAGGAAUUGGCCCAGAGGGGAGCCCCGACUGAUACUCGGGGAUGGCAUCGAUGUCUGGGACACCUUCAGCAAAGGCCUAGAAGUCCGGAACGAGGUGCUCCUGGAAGCGCACCCAGAGCACCACUGGCAGAUGCAUGGCAAUGCACUCAUCGUGGGCGACUGGAAGAUCAUCCGUUUUGGAUACAUGGCUUUCAACCCGAAGGUCGAGUUUGGCUGGGUGCCACCGCCCGGGCAGCGGCUUCGGUCGACUACCAGAUUGCUUGCAAGCUGGAGAACCAGCCUAGCUUCGUCGACUAUACGGAGUGCGAGUACGAUUUCUGCCUCUUCAACGUCACAGCGGACCCCUGUGAAUACCACAACCUUGCCAAGCAGCAUCCGGACAUUGUGCAGAGGCUCACCAGUCGCCUUGCAGAGUACCAGCGCACUGCGGUGCCUCAACUGUCUGAGAAAGACUGUGGCUGCGAGCCGGUCAUCGUCCAGGGUGCCUGGCGCCCGUGCGAUGCACCUGACCCGGAUGCCACGUUGCACAUGCCAAGCCUCUUUACUUAG
Messenger RNA from Symbiodinium sp. CCMP2456, 1463 nucleotides. The record is from the annotation of a GenBank genome assembly. NCBI's taxonomy places the organism in Eukaryota, Dinophyceae, Suessiales, Symbiodiniaceae.